Messenger RNA from Cucumis melo (muskmelon), 1150 nucleotides. Its product is annotated as probable 2-oxoglutarate-dependent dioxygenase AOP1. The transcript has 3 exons. NCBI's taxonomy places the organism in Eukaryota, Viridiplantae, Streptophyta, Magnoliopsida, Cucurbitales, Cucurbitaceae. Gene Ontology annotation, molecular function: dioxygenase activity. The coding region runs from base 87 to 1031 and encodes 314 amino acids. The record is from RefSeq and is a predicted model, not a curated record.
GGACAAAACCAGUUUUCUUCUCACACACCCUCUCCCCACCAAACACUUUAGAAGGAAAAAAGAAAAAGAGAGUGUAAAAGAGAAUAAUGGAUGGUGAAUCCUCUCUCAAGCUUCCCCUAAUUGAUUUCUCCAAUUUAGAAUCAGGGGGUCCUAAGUGGGAGUUGGCAAAAGCACAAGUGAAGGAAGCACUUGAGGAAUUUGGUUGCUUUGAAGCCUCAUUUGACAAAGUGCCUAUUGAGGUCAGAAAGGGUUUGUUUGAAGCACUUGAAGAGCUUUUCAACCUUCCUUUGGAAACCAAAUUGAGAAAUGUUUCUCAAAAGCCCUUCCAUGGCUAUGUUGGACAAUACCCAAUGGCUCCACUUUUUGAAAGCAUGGGUGUGGAUGAUUCCACCAUACCUCAAAAGGUCCAAGACUUCACCAAUAUCUUGUGGCCUCAAGGAAACCCAACCUUUAGCAAAGUGAUAGAAACCUAUUCACAACAAUUAUCAGAACUAGACGAAAUGGUGAGAAGAAUGGUGUUGGAGAGUUUGGGAGUUGAAAAAUAUAUGGAGGAACAUUUGGAGUCAACAAACUAUCUUCUUAGAGUGAUGAAAUACAAAGGGACUGAUCAAAGCAAUGAAACAAAAAUUGGGCUUCAUUCCCACACUGAUAAGAACAUUGUAACCAUUUUAUAUCAAAAUCAUGUUGAAGGUUUACAGGUACAAACCAAAGAUGGGAAAUGGAUUAACUUUCAACCUUCCCCACACUCCUUUGUUGCAAUGAUUGGAGAUUCCUUCCAUGCAUGGACAAAUGGAAGAUUGCAUUCUCCAUAUCAUAGAGUGAUGAUGAGUGGAGAAGAAGUGAGGUACUCAGCUGGGUUAUUCUCAAUCCCAAAGGCAGGCUAUAUAGUGAAAGCACCAGAAGAGCUUGUAGAUGAACAACAUCCUUUGCUAUUCAAUCCAUUUGAUCAUGUUCAAUUUCUUCAGUUCUACUAUACAGAAGCUGGCCAAAAAGCUCAAUCUGCCCUCAAAACCUUUUGUGGUGCAACUUAAGCUACCUACGACCUACAAACAUUCAUAUAUCCUAUCUUUCUUUCUUUCUUUCUUUCUUUCUUUCUUUUUUGUAUUUGCAAUUGGACUGCAUAUAUAUAAUCAUUACGUCUUUGAUGUUU